GUGUAAGGUGCUGGGCAAUGGUGACGACAGUGGGAGAGGCUACUUAAUGGAUAAGGAACAGGAUCUCCCGGUUGUAUGUGAUCAGUAACCCCACCGUCUGUGUAGGCAACUACCUGCCUCACCUUGUCAGAAGAGAAUGCCAUGGAGGUGGAGGGCCCUUGGAGAGAAGUCUUUGAUGGUACGGACAGAGACAGCGGCACCGACAGACAGGAGGACUCCACCAGCCUGACCCGGAGUCCUCUGGCCCCUGAUGGCCCACCUAUUCGCAAGUCCAUGCCCGUCAGCAUCAAUCAUAACAGGUCCAAAGGGGAGGAGACGCAGACCUCUUCGCUGCCAUCCAUACCCAAUCCGUUUCCAGAGCUCUGCAGCCCAGCCCACUCCCCUGUCCUGGUUGGCUCCCCUCUCGGACAGGGCCUCCCUCCUUCGAGCGGCACGCAUGUGGUGAAGGUGUUUGGGGAGGACAGCCGUAGCCGGUCCUUGUGGGUGCCUGCGGGGGCCACUGCCAGGGACGUCUGCCACAUGCUUGUUCAGACGGCCCACUGCGUCGACCAGGAGAGCUGGGCUCUAAUCGAGCUGCACCCGGCCCUGGGACUGGAACGUUGCCUGGAGGACCACGAGACAGUGGUUGAGGUACAGGCCACCUGGCCUCUAGAGGGCGACAACAAGCUCCUGUUCCGCAAGAAUUACGCCAAAUAUGAGUUCUUUAAGAAGCCUGUGUUAUUCUUCCCAGAGCACAUGAUCUCGGACAGUGCUGAUGUCACAAAGGGCAUGACAUCAUCAGAACUCAUACAGAAUCUUCUGAACUCGGGGAGCUGUCCGGAGAUCCAGGGCUUCCUCCAUGUCCGGGAGCUCACCCGCAAGCCCUGGAAGAGGGUGUGCUUCUUCUUGCGGAGGUCUGGGCUCUACUGCUCCACCAAGGGCUCCUCCAAGGAGCCCCGUCACCUACAGUGUGUAGCCGACCUGGAAGACCUCAACAUUUACACUGUUGCUAACGGUCGCAAGCUCUACGGGGCCCCCUCAGACUUCACUUUCUGCAUCAAGCCUUCCAAGAACCGUGUGCGGUCACGGGACAUGAAGGUCCUAUGUGCAGAGAACGGGCAGACACGCACCUGCUGGACCACCGCCUUCAGACUCUUCAAGUAUGGAAAACAGCUCCAGUGCAACUACCAGCUCUCCCAGUCCACACGCAGGCAGGAAGUCAUGCUGCGUCAAGGUGCCAAGGGUGCCAAGCGCUGUGUGUCAGAAGCAUCUUUGGUGGCCAUGGAUUUCUCUGGGAAAGCAGGAGGAAGAGUGAUUGAAAACCCCCGAGAAGCCCAGAGCGCAGAGCAUGAGGAGGGGCAAACCUGGAGGAAGAAGACAGCCAUGCGCUACAGCCUGCCAAAUACCUGCCAAGGCUUCCGCAGCACCUCGAUUCACCAGACCCAGCCCUGGUUCCAUGGGGGAGUGUCACGCAGGGAGGCCCAAGCACUGAUUGAGGAGCAGGGGCUGGUGGAUGGGAUGUUCCUGAUCCGGGAGAGCCAGCAGCAUGCCCAGUGCUUCGUCCUGUCCCUGUGCUACAAACUGAAGACCAAGCACUACCUGGUCAUCCCAUGCGAGGACGAGGGUAGGAAGUACUACACCAUGGACGAUGGUGUCACCCUCUUCAUCGACCUCUUGCAGCUGGUGGAGUUCCACCAGAUCAAUCGCGGGAUCUUGCCUGUUUGCCUCAAACACCCCUGCGUUCGUGUGGCGCUCUGACCGUAACCCCCCCCCCCCGCCCCUCAGACUUAUGUACACCCAUCUUCUGGUGCUUACCAACCAUGCCGGGAGCCGUCCCUUCACUGAAAAAGACAAAACCGUAGGAACCUUAGGAAGGCAGUCCCGGGGGUAGGUGGAAUGUGUGGGAGUCGGGACCGUGCCUUUGAGACGAUUUUAAGAACUUUGUUGUUUUUAUUCCCUGUGUUAUUAUGAAAUUGUGGACAGCCAUUCCAGUCUAGAGGUAAGCUUCGGGGGAGCCAACGAGAUCUGGACCCACCAUGGUAUUCCAGACCAUAGCAUGAUAUGUGGGAAAGACACAUUUCCUCACCCUUGGUGUGGCAAUCUGGAGCUGAGGUUGCCAUUGAUUCACAUGGAUACAAUGUUCGCCUUCCGCGCCCGCACCCAUCGCACACCGAGAGGCUCCUGGAUUCUCCUUGCUCUCACUCCCUCCUGAAAGAAUGACUGAUUCAUAGAAACCGAUUACUCCUUAAAAUAGAAACCUGGCCGACACAUGCAGGUAUAUGUAGCAGCAGGCACAGCCUAAGUGACGAAUGUCUGUUUUGCAGAUGUGUCCUGGCACUCUUACAUGCUCUUGGUGUUUCUUUGCCCAUGAUGAUAUGAUUAAAGAUCUGCCCUGGCCCUGAGUUGAGAUGUUUGGCCAGGUGUUACAGGCUAAAGAUUGUUUCAUUGAAGGAAAUGAAGCCCCAGGAAACUGUGAGUGAUGCCUGUGAAAUGGGAAUUGGGGGAGAGGGGUUAGAUGGCUCCCCUUCCUCUUAGCUACAGAACUGGACUUUUUCCGUUACGAUUGACCAUUAGCCCUAGACUUUACUGCCUCAAUCAAGUUCAAUAUCAAUGACUUCAUAUCCUAUUGCUUCUCCCGGAAACCGCUGUAGUACAAAUGAAGCGGCUUGUCCUGAAUAUGGCAUUAUAUAAGGCCUGGCAUUACUCCAUUUCAAUUGUACCGUUAUUUUAUGUGUUUUUAGGAUGAUGAACUGUCUUCAAAUGUUAUGGAGAAAUAAUGCAGUGCUGUGGUACAGAGCUGUGUUAGUCAUGCAAAGCUAGUAAAUGUGUGGGUUAGGGGAAGGGUGAUGUGGGCCAAUAUUGAGACAUUAUUUGCACUUGUGCAACACAUUUUGAUAUGGCUAUGCAUGAUGUACAAUUACAUGUUAAAAGACAGUAAUGUAGCACGAACAAUUGAGGUCAGUACAUCUUCACCAGCCAAUCGUUGGACUGCGUACAUUGAGUUGUGUUAUGUUGAUGAGUACCACUAGAGGGCGGCAGUACAAUGAUUGUCUUGUUCCAGCUUUGCCAGUGCUGUAGCUUCAAAUGCACACAACCUAUCCCAGGCUCAGCUGUUAUGCUUGCAGUUUAUUUUUGUCAAAUAACUUGGUUUGAUUCAACAAUAUGCUGAUCUGGAUUUUUUUUCCAGCCAUAUAUUUUCAAUUUUCUGUUAGUCUUUUGUUAAAUAGCUGCUUUGUUUAUUUGAUAUAAGGAAAUGAUUAUUUUCACUUUUUUUAACUGACAAAAGGAGCUUAAGAUCACAUGCAUUUAUAUGUAAUUGGCUUAAUUGCAAUGAAUUAUUCCAGGUCAUAUAAAAAGAAACUUGAAAUAAAUAUAAAUCUGCAAUAUCAAUUUGGCAAAGGCCAAUACAUUAACCUCAGAAAUUUAAAGAAAUGUUUUUAUUCAUUGUUUUAUUUGAAUAAACAAUUCUUAAAAUAA
Messenger RNA from Conger conger (European conger), 3456 nucleotides. It is a transcript of the gene grb7, whose product is annotated as growth factor receptor bound protein 7. NCBI's taxonomy places the organism in Eukaryota, Metazoa, Chordata, Actinopteri, Anguilliformes, Congridae. Gene Ontology annotation, biological process: signal transduction. The coding region runs from base 142 to 1737 and encodes 531 amino acids. The record is from RefSeq and is a predicted model, not a curated record. The transcript has 15 exons.